Messenger RNA from Closterium sp. NIES-65, 1131 nucleotides. Lineage: Eukaryota; Viridiplantae; Streptophyta; Zygnematophyceae; Desmidiales; Closteriaceae. The record is from the annotation of a GenBank genome assembly.
AUGUACAUCACUCUCUACUACCUCGUCACCCGGCUCCCUGACUCCCUUCGCUCGGUCAGGGACCACUUCCUUUCCCUUUGCCCCACCACACUCACCGUUGACCUCCUCGAGGAGCGCCUCCUAGCAGUUGAGAAGAGUAUAGUCGCUGUAGGAGCCUCUCGUGGUGACCCUCGUGCCCCUUUCUUUGAGGGGUGCUCCCCCGUUCCCCUCUUGCCUUCUGUUGCCUCUGCUGCUGCUGUCGACCUCGUUGGCACCGAGUCGGUCGACGCUGCGUCUGCUCCUAGUGGGAGGCGCCGCAGCGGCAUUAGCAAGGGGGGCAAGGGUGCUAAAGGAGACGGCGGGGGCGGCGGUGGUGGCGGUGGAGGCAGUAGAGGGGGUGGGGGUGGAGGGGAGACGUGUGGAGGACCGCGCGCAACACUGCGCUACUUUGGCCGCCUGACUGACGCUUGGCGUACGCAGUUUCCCGACUCCUCUGAGAUCCCUCGCUGGGGUGAUCUACUUAAGUCGGGGGUUGCUAUCUUUGGUCUUGAUUAUGAUGCUAUCCUUGCUGCUAUGUAUGCUGUGUCUAUUAGUGCUGAGGGUGACUAUUACCUGUGUGUUCCGCCCGACCUGGGCAUUGAGGCUGCUGCUCUAGGUGCUAGUGAGUCUGCUCCUCCAGGUGCUGGUGAGUCUGCUGCCCCAGGUACUGGUGAGUCUGCUCUCUCAGGUACCGUGCCGGCUCAGGCCUUACACACUUUCACCCUUGACUCGGAUGCUUCCUGCUCCUUCUUUCGCGACUGCACCACACUCUCGCCGCUCAGUCGGCCCGUGGCAGUCUCUUUGGCUGACCCCUCUGGGGGUCCGGUCCUUGCUCACUUCUCCACGGUCCUGCCGUACGCGGCGAUCCCGUCUGGCUCUCUGUCCGGCCUCCACCUCCCCUCGUUCUCCACGAACUUGGUGAGUGGAGCUAUACUUCAGGACGCCUGGGUUGACCAGUUCACUCCUGGAGGUCAGCGGGUGACCCACUGUUCGUGUACUCGGACGGGCCGGCACCUGGCCACGUUCACUCGUCUGCCUGGGUCGAGCCUGUACACCCUGUCUACCGUGUCUCCUCCGGUUGCUGAGUCUGGUCAGGUAGCUGCGUCAGGUUAG